AGAAAAAUGACAGAGACAGAAAAUUAAAAUAAACAAUAAAGCGAAUUUUUAUAAAUUAACAAAAUAUUUCGUAAUUAAUUGUUAACAACACGCGUCAUCGUACAAAUAACGAACCUUGUCCCCGAUCGUCACUAAAAUCAAGUUAUUCAAAUUAUUUCUCAAUCUUUGAACAAUGAAGUCGAAGAUUUGUUUUCAGUGUAGUUUUACCUAGCUUAGCAGCGAUAUUAUGUAUAAAAAUACAUACUUUUUUAUAUGAAACUGCUACAAAAUUCAGUAAUUAAUAAUGACUUUAUAUCAGAAGGAAUAUGAAGAUAUUCUGAGUGCAAGAAGGGCAGAAUUCAGCAACUGGUUUUGGGCUUCGAGACAGUUAAAUAUUAAAUACCCUGUGGUUAUAAAUCCCAAACCAACUCCAGAGUCACAUAAAUAUGCUGUAUUAAAGAGUCUUAAAAUUCGAAAUUUAAUAGAAGAGAUAAGCCAGCGUAAGAAUGUAAAUAAAAAAGAUAUUGAAAACGAUGUAAGACAAAUUUUAGAUGAAAUCGGAUACAAGAAAAAUAUGAAAAUUAUACGAUGGCUAGCUCUAGUUUUGACAAAAAUAUGUCUGAGAGUUUGUACGGGUAUUUAUGUUAAUUAUGAAGGUGUAGCAGAGCUGAAAAACCGAAUGGGUGACUGUCCUGUGAUAUACGUGCCAUCUCACAGAAGUUACGCAGAUUUCAUUUUGUUCUCCUAUAUCUGUUUUACCUUUGACUUGGAAAUUCCAGCCAUUGCAGCGGCUAUGGAUUUUCAUGGGAUGAUGGGCAUGGGUGAAAUGCUGCGAAAUACUGGAGCUUUUUACAUUAAAAGGGCUUCAAACAGUGAUCCGAUAUAUUGGCCAACUUUUAAAGAGUAUAUUUAUCAGUUGGUAGCAAAUGGUGAUGAGCCAAUUGAGUUUUUUAUCGAGGGAACUAGAAGUAGAAGUAAUAAGAGCUUAGCUCCAAAAUACGGCUUGAUAAUGAUGAUUUUAAAAGCCUUUUUCCUGGGACAAGUACCCGACAUCCUUUUCGUACCUGUUAGUAUUAAUUAUGACAGAAUAUUAGAGGAAAGCUUGUUCAGUUUCGAAUUGUUAGGAAUACCCAAGCCAAAAGAAAGUACAUCUGGAUUUUUCAAGUCGCUGAAAAUAAUUAAAGAAAAUUUUGGAAAUAUGUAUAUUCAUUUUGACAAACCUAUAUCGAUAAGGGAGUACUUUGGAGCAAAACUAGACAGAACAGCUCACAGUUUUGGCCCUUUACACAUUCAGGAAAUCACAGAAGAAGAAAAAGCAUAUAUACCCCCUCUGGCACAUGAAAUAGUACAGAGACAACAAAAAAGUACCGUUCUUAGUUGUUUUAAUCUCGUUUCUUGGGUGAUGAACUAUAAUUUAACCAAAGGAAAUAAAUUUAUAAGUAGAAAAGAACUAGUGUUUGAAAUGAAUGCUUUGAAAGAGAUACUACAAGAAUGGGGUGCAAGAAUAUUUAUAACUGAUAUACAAAAUGAUAUAAACGAAUGUCUAAAAGUUCAUUCGAAUUUAAUCUAUGAAAUAGAUGAUAGAAUAGGAUUAGUGGAGAACAAAAUUGUUGUUGGGCCAGUGAAUCCAAAUAAAUUAAAAGGGCAUUCUUUAACAGAGGACACUAUAGCAUAUUCUGUACCUUUUGUAAUGUUACAAAUCUAUGUUAAUCCUGUCCUGCACUAUUUAGUCGAUGCUGCUUUGAUUGUUAUCAUUUUAAGAAGUCCUGGUACCAUGAAAAAAGAUGAUCUUUUUGUGCAUUUUCGUACUUUACGGUCUAUCUUCUGCCUUGAAUUUGUUCUUUUAGAAAGUUGGUGUAAAAUGAAUUUUGAAGAAGCAUUGCUCAGAUUAAUAGAACAGAAAGUAGUUACUGUUAAUAAUAACGAAUAUAGUAUUUUUGAGCAAAAUUAUCUGGAAGAAGUAUUAAUAAGUAGUAUUCAGCCUUUUAUCCUAGCUUAUUUUAUUGUGACUGAAGUAUUACAGAAAACAUUAGAACAAAUUAGUGAGAAAGCUUUAUUGGCAAACUUUCAAAGACUCCUGGAAGAUGCUAUUUCAGAAAAGAAAAUUUUUAUUCAUCCGUACUGUAUGACUUUGGAUACCUUGGGGAACUGUUUGAAUUCGCUAACGAAUAAAAAAAUGUUACAUAAAACUAGACACGAUGGUCAAUAUGUGUACGAAGUAGAUAGAGGCAGGAUCCUCAGACUUAGGAAAGAAUUAGAGAUGUACAUUCCGUCGUUCCGCGUUAUAAAAAACUUCGAAAUAUUUUCGCAUAUUCGCAGUAAAAUAUGAAGAACUUGCCAUUAUGCCCCAGUAUACACACAUUCCUAGAAGUAUUUUUUCUAAAAGUAUUGUCCUUUUUGUAUUUUUAAAAGUUUGUUACAAAAUUAAGUAUUGUUUAAGUAUUACCUUGUGCUGUUUUUUUAAAUAAAGUAGUAAAUGCCAA
Molecule: messenger RNA, 2462 nt
Organism: Sitophilus oryzae (rice weevil)
Lineage: Eukaryota; Metazoa; Arthropoda; Insecta; Coleoptera; Curculionidae
Gene: Dhap-at
Product: dihydroxyacetone phosphate acyltransferase
Exons: 11
Coding region: 284-2308 (674 amino acids)
Biological process (GO): ether lipid biosynthetic process
Cellular component (GO): peroxisomal membrane; mitochondrial membrane
Molecular function (GO): glycerone-phosphate O-acyltransferase activity
Source: RefSeq, a predicted model, not a curated record